AUGGAUUCCCACAACCAAACACAGGAGACAGAAUUUAUCUUCCUGGCAUUCUCCAUAUUCCAGAGGCACCACGUCCAUUUUUUCCUGGUGUUUCUGGCUGCCUAUUUGGUCACUCUGUUGGGCAACUUCAUGAUCAUAAUUCUGGUUCUCCUGGAUUCCCGUCUCCACACCCCCAUGUACUUCUUCCUCAGCCAGCUCUCCUGCUUGGAUCUUUGCCUUUCUUCUGUGGUGGUACCAAAGAUCUUGGUGAACCUCCUAUGCCAGCAGUACACCAUCUCCUACAACCAGUGCCUGGCACAAGCCUUCUUCCUGAUUGGCUUUGCGGGAUGUGAGCCGGCAUUGCUGGCCAUCAUGGCCUAUGACCGCUACGCUGCCAUCUGCCAACCUUUGCACUAUGCCCACCUGAUGAGGGGCAAGUUAUGUGUCCAGCUGUCUGUGGCCAUCUGGCUCUGGGGCUUCCUGGACUCAACCAUCCAUGUUGCUCUGGCCUCCAGGUUGGAGUUUUGUGGAAACAACAACGUUCCUCAUAUCUUUUGUGAUGUUCCCCCUUUACUAAAAAUUGCCUGCAGUGAUACCUGGGUCAACGAAUUGACCAAUCACAUCACUAGCAUCUUUGUGGGCCUUGUCCCUGUUCUCUUCAUCAUCCUGUCCUACUUCUACAUUUUAGGCUGCAUUCUGCGGAUUCGUUCUAACACCGGUAGACACAAAGCCUUCUCCACCUGUGCCUCACACCUUGCCGUUGUGAUUGUCUGCCUUGGAAAUGCCUUUGUGAACUACAACCAGCCCAGUGCUGGCUACUCUCUAGAGAUGGACACCUUGAUCUCCACCAUGUUUUGUAUCAUCAACCCCCUGCUGAACCCCUUGAUCUACAGCCUCCGCAACAAGGAGGUGAAGGGAGCCCUGAGGAAGGUUCUUGGUAGCCAGAAGGUAGACUAGCCCUCAUCUAGGGCUGAGUGUUUUGUUGAAUUUCGUGCAUUUCUGCUCCCUAAGAAAAAUGAAAUUUGUGUAAAAGAACUGGAGUAGAAGGACGUUCUUAAGAUUCCUGCAGAGCCACUCUCAGGAGAAAACAAGCGGAGAUUGUUGUUAUGAGUAGGUGGGACAUUGAACCUGAAUGAAAACUCAUUCAAAACCUAGCAAUAGGUUAGGACUCCAAUCUAAGAGAGGACGGAUUUUACAGAAUAC
Pantherophis guttatus is the source of this 1182-nucleotide messenger RNA. RefSeq names its product olfactory receptor 5V1-like. Gene Ontology annotation, molecular function: olfactory receptor activity; G protein-coupled receptor activity. Gene Ontology annotation, cellular component: membrane. NCBI's taxonomy places the organism in Eukaryota, Metazoa, Chordata, Lepidosauria, Squamata, Colubridae. Gene Ontology annotation, biological process: G protein-coupled receptor signaling pathway. The record is from RefSeq and is a predicted model, not a curated record.